Molecule: messenger RNA, 1981 nt
Organism: Linderina pennispora
Lineage: Eukaryota; Fungi; Kickxellomycota; Kickxellomycetes; Kickxellales; Kickxellaceae
Exons: 3
Coding region: 127-1911 (594 amino acids)
Biological process (GO): poly(A)+ mRNA export from nucleus
Cellular component (GO): nucleus
Molecular function (GO): protein binding; RNA binding
Source: RefSeq, a predicted model, not a curated record
GUCUUCAUUUUCAGUCCUCUUCUUUCAGUGCGAUUUGUGUCAACGCUGGGGGAGCGGGUCUAUUCUCUUGAUUUCACAGACACAUACAUUUCACCUUGCCUGUUUCAGUGGUUUGCUGCGGUUUAAAUGAGCAAUUUUUCAAUUCGUGGUCGAGGCGGACGCGGUCGCGGUGGUGGUGGUCGCGGCGGGUUCAAUAAUGGCCAUGGCGGGUUCAGCAACAACAACCCUGGCAUGUUCACGAUGAAUAACGGAGGUGGCAAUGGAAACCCAGCCUUCGGGUCGCAUGGCGGCAACUUUGGUGGGCAGCCCGAUGGACCUGUGCAGGUGUCAAUGAAGGGCUGGCAGGGCGGCACACAGGACUCGCUGUACAAGUUUCUGGACCGCAAGCUGUCGACUCCGGCGCAGAUCAUGGACUCACACAUCCAGAACGACAUCAUGUACAUUACAGUGCCGAACCAGGCUAUUGCACAGAGCCUGCUGAAGUUGAGCGGGAUCCGGUUUGCAGGCAACAAGCUGACGCUGCAGAUACCAAAGAACCCGGUCAAAUUCGGAACAAUGGAGUGCAGGAGCAGCUCGGACAUCAAGGACAAGCUUGUUGCGCUGCUGCAGACACGCGUUGACAGGCAGGGUGUGGCACUGGAUCUGUCGAAUCUGGCGUCCGACCCGAUUAUUAUAUCGAUGGGUGCCGAUCCGCUGCACUCGGGCAAGAUAUAUGUGGCGAUCUUAACCGUUGCUUCGCAGAUGUUCCCAAACAUCAUCACAAUGAACCUGGCCAGCAACGGGCUACACUCACUCAAGCCAGUGGCGGAUCUCGGAUUCAAGUUCCCGAAGCUGCGGAACCUGUCGUUGGCCAACAAUGCGCUAUCUAACUUCCGCGAGCUGGACUGCCUGUCAACCAAGGGCUCGACAGAUCCACUGCAGGAGCUCGUGGAGCUCAUCCUGGACGGAAAUCCGAUGCGUGAACAGGAGCUGUCGCGGGUACCCGACGGAUCAACGUACAUUAACCAGGUCCACGAGCGGUUCCCGACGGUCAGCAUGCUGGAUAUGAACGCGGUGACGCCUGUGGCCCAGCCUGGAUCGGCUUCCAGAAACGGUGGCAGCAAUGCUGUAGCCAAGAACAAACAGCUGCCAUUCCCUACAAAGCCGUCGUUUGUGGAAAACAGCGAGAUCGAGCAGCUAGCGAACGGCUUCAUUGCCGGCUUCAUUGGGCUGUAUGAUGGCAGCCGCGCGGACCUUGGCAACAUCUACGACGCCAACGCGCAAUUCUCAUUGAUGGUCGACACGACGCACCCGUCCAGCGUUUCAGCACAGAACGACCCGCGCAGCCAGAAGCGUGUGGAGCUGUCGUCGUACCUGAGCAUUAGCCGGAACAUGGAGCGGACACUGCUGAAGCUGCCAGCCACGCGGCACCCGAUGCAGGACGCGCAAAAGUUCAGCUUUGAGGCAUGGCAGACCGAGGUCCCGAGCUCUACUGGAUCGCAGGCAGCGAUCAUUGUCAACUUGCACGGCGAGUUUGAUGAGCCGGCGGCGACGAACACACUUUCAUUUGACCGCGUGUUUGUACUGAUUCCGGCGGUUCCGGGGUCGCCAGCUGCGAUGGCUGGGUGGCCGUGUGCGAUUCUGCACGAUCAGCUCACAGUGCGGCGCUACAACGGAUUCGAGAACUGGCAGUCUGGCGCUGACCAGGCCACUUCAGCGGCAGCAGCGGCUCCGGCUGCUGGUGGAGGUGUGGACCAGUUCGGUGGCCUGGCAGGCGAGCAGCUGGCUAUGGCACAGGCGCUGCAGACGCAGACCAAGAUGAACGCGGAGUGGACUGUCAAGUGCCUGACCGAGAGCGGCUGGAACUACCAGCAGGCGCUGGCAACAUUUGAGCAAGCGCGCGCCCAGCUGCCCCCCGCUGCUUUUCAAUAGGGCAGCAUUUGCAAGUCGCUUUCUUUUUACAUUUUUUGGUUGUCACUUCAAACAUGUAUCCGACAAAUUU